UACAGCUGCAGCUUGAAGCUGUGAACGGCGUUCUUCGUCUUUAUUCUCGGUUUCCAGAGUUUGUUGUCGCCCUAGGCCACCCGGACAAUGUCAGAACAAUUCAUACCGUCCCCGGUGGUACUCUUGGCACCCACAGCUACGACCACGCCAGUUCCAGAGGAAGAAGAAUACUACUCGUCAUGGUCACUAUUUCUAGUCUGCUUAUUGCUCACUAUCUCUCUAUUGACGUCGUAUUACUUGCAAAUCAAACGUAUACGCGCUAUACAUGAGACUCUGGUGGCGAUAUUGGCUGGAAUGUUCGUCGGGUUGGUGGUCAGGUUGGCUCCGGGGACUAUGAUUCGUGAAAUGCUUACGUUUAAGCAUACCCUAUUCUUCAAUCUGCUCCUACCUCCGAUCAUUCUCAAUUCUGGCUACGAAUUGAAACAGGAGAAUUUCUUCCGUAAUUUUGGCUCAAUCCUGACCUUUGCGUUCUUGGGAACAUUCAUUUCAGCAGUCGGAGUGGGUGUGCUCGUGUACAUUUAUUCGUUCCUUGGUCUAGAGUCUCUGGAAGUGACUCUCAUUGAAUGCCUAAUCUUUGGAUCAACGUUGUCUGCUACGGACCCUGUCACCAUCCUAGCCAUCUUCAACCAGUACAAAGUUGAUCCUAAGCUGUACACAAUCAUCUUUGGAGAGAGUCUGUUAAACGAUGCUGUCAGUAUCGUCAUGUACGAAACGCUGACACAAUUCCAUGGGACGGAAAUCUACAUUUCGUCGAUUUUCCAUGGUAUCGGAAUCUUUUUGCUAUCGUUCAGCGUGUCCAUGGCUCUCGGGGUAGUCUUCGGAUUGGCAAUGUCUCUCGUGCUCAAACAUUCCUCACUGAAUCUCUACCCUGGAAUCGAGUCCUGUCUGGUUGCACUCUCAGCAUACACAUGCUACUUCUUCUCAAAUGGGUUGUCCAUGUCCGGCAUUGUCUCCCUGCUCUUCUGCGGCAUCACAUUGAAACACUACGCCUACCACACGAUGUCCCGUAGGACGCAACGCACCACCAAAUACAUUUUCUCCACACUGGCGCAACUUUCUGAGAACUUUAUCUUCAUCUACCUCGGUCUCUCGCUCUUCACCAGUCCACCUUCCUCAACCAAAGUGACCAACUACGUCAAACCAUUGUUCAUCACCAUCACCACUGUAGCGGUCGUCUUCACACGAUACGCCGCCGUAUUCCCACUCUCCGAGGCCAUCAACUUCUUCCACAAGCAUGCACGAGGUCAACGGUCCGAGGAGCUUCCUCAUUCGUACCAAAUGAUGCUCUUCUGGGCUGGCCUGAGGGGUGCGGUAGGUGUGGCGCUCGCAGCAGGUUUCAAAGGCGAGAAUGCGCAAACUCUAAGGAUUACUGUACUUGUCGUGGUCGUGCUGACAGUGAUUGUGUUUGGGGGUACGACUGCAAGAAUGUUAGAAGUCCUUGGAAUCAGGACCGGCGUGGAAGAUGAUGGAGCUAGUGAUAGUGAAGAUGAAGAGACAAGACCCUGGUACCGAGGCAGACGAAAUGGAAACGGCGGAUUAAGUUCUUGGGCAGAUGAAGAGGAUGGUGGAUACCUCUCGUCACAGCAAGCUGCCUCACUUGGACGUAUGAGCAGAGGUCGGGUAGGCGUACACUACGGCCUCCCUCGGAGUUACAAUCACCAAGCACUAGCACCAACUUCGCCUCUGAACAAUAACGCCAUAUUCUCAGCGGCUUCCUCGGAUUCAUAUGACUCUGACGUCGAAGUGCUGCCUAUGGCAGCAACGUCUCCUCUAGAGCCUCCAUCUCCGAGUGUGAAACGAUUCUCGCGCGACACCAGUGCGCUUCAAGGGUCUGCUAGUGGAAGCGGUGCAGCAGGAACAGCAGAAGAAGGAAAGUGGUUCCAAGCACUGGACGAACGUUACCUCCUACCCCUAUUCUCCAACGCAACUGCAAGUCGCACCUUCCAUGCUCGCAAAGCUCGUCGGAGCUCGGGGCUGGGCUUCACUAGUAGUGGGAGUCGAAUAGACACUCCGGUGGACACAGAUGAGGAAGGAGAAGAUAGUUCCGAAUUGGAUUUGACGACUGCUACACCACAUGCCGUACGGUCCCCAAGAUACCAAUCACCUUCGCCGAUGGCUACAAAUGUGGAUGGUGCUCAAGAAAUUCCGCCAGCAGCUACCAUGGACGAGAGUCGGUUAGAGAGGGGUUUGGCGAGUCCGAUGUUGAGGAGAGAUAAUUUUUUUGCUUUCGUAGGCUAUACUUUCGUUUACUUCACUUCGGACUUGGCUGCAAUAUCCUAUUGACAACAGUGAAAGAACUGACAGGGAGUGAAAUGCGGUUUGGGGAGACUACAGAGCCAGUUGAGCGAGAAUUAGAUGGUUCAUGUCUGCGUUUUCCGUCAUGGGGAACUAUAGAACUAGGACGAGUAUAAAUAAUACAACCUCAAUAGCUGCGACUGCAGCUGAAACCC
Somion occarium is the source of this 2450-nucleotide messenger RNA. Lineage: Eukaryota; Fungi; Basidiomycota; Agaricomycetes; Polyporales; Cerrenaceae. The record is from the annotation of a GenBank genome assembly.